UUGAGCUGCUCACGGUGUCACUUAUACAGUCAGAAAAUGCAUGGUCUCGUUGCCGAGGGAAGGGUGUGUUGCUUGUGCCUUUCACCUGGACUAGCUGUCAACGGCGGCAUUCGUUUUGUGUAUUUGAGAAGCGGACCGUAUUGCUUUUUCUAAUAUUCAUCUCGGACGGAAGGCAGCGUUUUCCCAGCGUUUUAAUGCUGAUAUCCGCUGGUGCUUUAUUCUGGGAAGCGGGAUCUGGAAUUUAUAGGAUGCGAAGCGGCUUCUCCGCAGGCCUCUGAAGAUGAGCGUGACGUCAUGGUUUCUGGUCAGCAGCUCAGCCACUCGCCACCGGCUCCCUCGGGAGAUGAUCUUCGUGGGCCGGGAGGACUGCGAGCUCAUGCUACAGUCCCGCAGUGUGGACAAGCAACACGCUGUCAUCAACUAUGAACCAGCCACCGAUGAACACCUGGUCAAGGACCUGGGCAGCUUGAAUGGGACGUUUGUGAAUGACCAGAGGAUCCCGGAUCAGACCUAUGUCACCCUCAAGCUCUCAGACGUCAUCCGCUUUGGAUAUGAUUCCCAUGUGUAUACUUUGGAGAGGAGUCAACAUCAUGUCCCAGAGGAGGCUCUCAAGCACGAGAAGUACACCAGCCACCUGCACAUGGGUUUGAAGCCAGUGGAGAGAAAGAGACCAGACCCUCCAGAUGGGGCCUCGGACCCCCUCUGCUCCCGACAAGAGAAGUCUGACCGCAGGGCUGCCACUGAGACCCCUGCAUCCAGGCCCACUCCUCUGUACGGCCAGCCCUCGUGGUGGGGGGAGGAUGAUGCCGGCAACAAGGGCCGGCACGGCGAGGGGCGCAGGCCAGACGAGGGUCACCCAGAAAGCCAGAAGGAGUGUUCUGCUCUCGAUUCAGAGAUGGACUACAGGACAUCCCAGGGGAAGGCCCUCUACUCUUACGGCCGGGAGCCCAGCUAUUUCGAAAUCCCCACCAAGGAGUUCCAGGCUCGCCCUGCGUCCCCUGACACCGAGGUCCAGGAGAUCCCCACCAAGGACACCGACGCCCCGCCCCUGCCCUCUCCCUCGCCAGCCCCGACCACGCCCACGCCCCCCGUGAUGCAGAGCCACGCCUCCUUCACCAUCGAGUUUGACGACUGCACGCCGGGCAAGAUGAAGAUCAAGGACCAUGUCACCAAGUUCUCCUCGCGGCAGCACAAACCUCCCGGGAGGCUGCUGGCCACCACGCCCACCGAGGUGAUGUCGGCGGAGAGCAAGGUGGCCGAUUGGCUGGUGCACAGCGACAUGGGCAUGAUGAGGAAGAGGGUUCAGUGCGAGGACGUGUGCAGCACCAAGAGCGACCUGCCCGUGCACAUCAAGACUCUCAAAGGCCAUCACCAUGACGACGGAACCCAGAGCGAUUCCGAGGACCCUGUGGUGAAGGGGAAGCGGAGCAAAUCGCAGCAGCCGGAACUGCCACCUCCAUCCGCCCCCCCUCCUCACAAACCAGUCCAGUCCCGGGCGCUGUCGCCACGGCAGCCGACUCCGCCCACCCCCCCGGCCCUGGAAGAGGCCCCCUGCCGCUCUCCGCCCGGGUCGGCCUCGCCCCCCCAGAGUCUGGGCAAGCCGCCCACGCCCGAACUCCACAGCCAGCAAGCCUUCGUCAUCGAGUUUUUCGACGACAACCCGCGCAAGAAGCGCUCGCAGUCCUUCACCCACACCUCCGCCCACGCCCAGGCGGACACGUACUCCGCCCUCAAGGCCAAGCUGGAGAGGAGGAAGGGGAUCCCGCCCACCCAGCAAGUGACCGUCCCCCUGAAAGGACAGGGCCACGGAGGGCCCCAGAGGGCCAGCUCCCUCCACCGUGAAAAGGCGGACGAGCGGGCGACCUCCUCCGGAGUUGCCGUCAAGCCGUUCGGCAGCCUGGGCAAGAAUUCCAAGCUGGCCCGCGAGUUCGCUGCCGAGUUCCUGAAGGAGACGAAUAAGGCGGACCCAGCCAGAGACAAGACCCCCUCUCCGUCCUUCCCCUCGCCCCCCGCGUCCGCGCCCCCAACUGUAUCGUACGCACCCAUGAUCCCCUUCGUUUCCCCACCUCGGUCACUCUCUCCCUCCCCGUCCCCCUCCCCGUCCCAACCCCUGCUCGUCCCGCAGCCUGAUGCCUGCACCACUGCGCGAGCUGCCUCCCCCGUCCAGACCCCUGCCCCUGCCCCCGCCCCCGUCCAGGCCCCUGCCUCUGCCCCAACCCCUGCCCCAGUCCCUGCCCCUGCCCCAGCCCUUGCUCCAGCCCCCAGCAUGCCCCUGCCACAGCUUGUGCCCCUGGGUGUGGCCCGCAGCGUGGACCCCAAGACCUCGAAAGCGGUGAGGGGCGAGGAGGAGGACAGUCUGAGCGACGCAGGCACCUAUACCAUUGAGACCGAGUCCCAGGACAAGGAGGUUGAGGAGGCCAGGAACAUGAUCGACCAGGUUUUUGGAGUUCUUGACUCGCCUGAGUACACCGGUGUGACCCCGUCAACGUAUCGGCCCGUAAUCAAGGAGAGAGACGAGCGGGGAAGCCCACGGCACGCCAAGCUCGGCUCCCUGGGUACAAAGGCAGCCACACCACAGGACUCGAGUGCCUCUUCUCUCAGUGGCCCCCCCACUGGCCCACUACAGGUGGAUCCCCAGUGUUCAGCUGCUCUGGGUGGCCCCAAGUGGGUGUCUCGGUGGGCCAGCCUGGCGGACAGCUACAGCGACUCGGGGCCCCUGACAGGGAUAUCGGACAACCCACCAGAGUCUGCAGAUGGAGAUGGGAAAUUUGUCGAUCAGGACAUGCCAGGUUCAAACAUAGAAGGGCCUGAGUUUGACGGAAGCCAGGGUUUGUCCAGAGCGAGGCGGCUGCUUCCACAGGUGCCACCAUCAGAGAAGGCUGAAAGCGCUCUCCCCGGCAUCCUGAUCCAGCCCGACCCCUACCCAGGCCACCAGGCCCCUGAGAGGGGACCCGGCCCCCUACGUCAGCUUGAGAUGGGUGACAAGUUGCCCGUUCAUGAAGACUUGGAUCCAGACAGUUUGAGCGACACCAGCAGGUCAGACGAUGUCCCGGGGGCGAGGAGGAGAGGGAGGAGCCGGGAUCAGGUCACAGAAGGAGGAGCUGAGCAGGAAGCAAGGGGCCUCCAGGAAGGGGCAGAGGAAGGGGUGGGGCCAGGGGUCAGGUCGACCUCUUUCUAUAUCGGGUCAGAGCAGGCCUUCCCCAGACGAGAGUUAGCCCGUAGCCCCGUCCUUGCCCAGCCGGAGAGAGAACAGGAUGUCACACAGAAAACACCCCCCGCUACAGCCCCCGCCCCCACCAGGCACCCAGUUGUUCUCGAGCCUCGAAAACCCCUCAAGCCCAAUGCCUCCACCCCCAAUCUUCAGUCCCGAGACCCCACCAAGGAACCCUCCAUCAUCCGGCAGGAGAGCUUCACCAAAGACCGGCCCAGCAACGACGUACAGCUCAACCGCCUCCCCCACAUCUCCAGCCACCCCGCCCUCCUCGACCUGGACCCCUGGGGACUGGACGCGGAGACCAUACCUCCCCUCCCCAGGGUCCGAGGGCCCAGGCUGGGUCACGCCGACGACUCCCUGUCCGGCGAGUCGGAUGUGGACACGGCGAGCACCAUCAGCCUGGUCAGCAGCAAGAACGCCCCUGCCGCUCCCGCCCAACCCAGGAAGAGGCCGCCGGCCUCCGGCAGCCUGAAGGACAAGUCGUCGUCCUCCAGCCACUCGUUUCGCGAGCAGGCCCGGCAGCCCACAGCCCGCGAGCGUCUGUCCGAGAAGAGGCGCACCCAGGCCGCCGACUCCACCGGCAAGCCCGACCCUGUCAAGCGCUUCCAGCUUCGCCGCAGCACCGGGAACCGCGGCUCCCUGGACCUUUCGGACCACCAGCAGGGCUGGAACAGCGCUACCACCGCCUCCUCCUCCGACCAUGAGUCGGGCUCCAGGCCCGGCUCCCGCAGGAAAGCCCCCGCCGCCGCGCCCGCGCUGAAGGACGACGGGGCGAAGGCCGCCUCGAAGAGCGUCGUGCAGCAGGCCCUCAUCCGCUCCAACAGCCUCUCAGCCCCGCGGCCCACCCGCGCCUCUCUGCUGCGACGCGCCCGGCUGGGGGAGACCUCGGACAACGAGGGCGGAGAGACGGACCGGGCCUCCCAGGGGUCGGAUGUGGGGGCGCCCGGAAGGCCUCUGGCCGACGCCAAGAAGCUGUCCCGGUUGGACAUGCUGGCCAUGCCCCGGAAGAGGAGCGGCUCCUUCACCGCUCCCAGCGAACCAGAGACCGCCGGGGGCAGGGCCACCGGCCCCGCCCGGAAGCCUGCUGCAGCGCCCGAGCCCAAAGCGGGGGCUGUGGGGCGGCAGCCAAUCGUCCGAGCACGUUCCAGUAGUGCCAAAUACCCCAGCGCAGCCAGCUCCCGGCGUCGGCCGGACUACACCUCCACAUCGGAGGAGGAGUAUGAGGCCAGCUCCUCCUCUGUUAAACACAAACGCCCCCACACUUCCGCAGCCAGUCAGACGGCAGUCUCCCAGAAGCUUGUGGCCGCCUCGGCCCCCGCCCCGCCCAAACCCACGCAGCGCCGGACAGAACAGGAGGAGGAGCCGGACCAGGAGGCGGACCCCUACCAGCACUGGUCCACGCACAGCGCAGAGAUUGCAAGACUCAGUCAAGACCUGGCCAAGGACCUGGCCAUUCUGGCUCGUGAGAUCCAUGAUGUUGCAGGCGAUGGUGACUCACCAAGUGGCUCAGCCGUGGGAACAACCAGCACCUCACCCAGCGCCACAGCCAACAUGCCCGCUACGAACAUUUCCACCCGAGAGGAGGUGAGGCACCCACAGUGGACCUCUGUCAAUUACACGAUUUUAGUCCAGCACAUUCCUGAGGCCAGCUUGCUUUAUGGUUUUGUGAGCAUGAAUGACCAAAACUGAGGGUCGAAAAACUGACCUUGGAACUAUGAGGAGGUUAUUUUGGACAACCUCAUGCUGAAUCCUGUUUCCCAGCUGUCCCAAGCUAUCCGGGAAAACACUGAGCAACUGGCGGAGAAAAUGAAGGCACUGUUCCAUAACAAGACUGAAGUCUGGGAGGAGAUUGAAGCAAAGAUCAAUGCUGAGAACGAAGUUCCCAUACUCAAAACGUCAAACAAGGAAAUCUCCUCCAUUCUGAAGGAGCUACGAAGAGUUCAGAAACAACUGGAAGUGAUCAACACCAUCAUCGAACCCGGUGCCAACCCUGAGCUGGCUGCCAGAGCUUCCUCAGCCACAGGGAAGUCUAAAACCUUCACCAAGGACAGCCGACCCUUUUCCCAGACGCGCAGGGUGACUGGGGUCAGCUCCAGCUCGCCUGGCAAUGCCAACGGGAGGGCCAAAGGCAGCACAGCAGGGUCAGAGGGUGACAGGUUUGCGGCCUGAGCCGCUCUUCACAUUGCGCCCCCUUAUGGCCCCAACCCCUUAUGGCUGCAACAAGGCCAUUUUUGAACGGAUGUUCCGAUGUUUUUAAUGUGUUCAGACAUCACUGUAUAUUUCUCCUGAGCUGUUACUCUAAGGAAAGUCGACCAAACAAUUGGUAAAAAUCGUACAUGAGGUGAUGUCCUAUAUGUGUUGUCUGCUUCACUUAAAAGGCUUUUUCCUUUUGAUUUUGGGGGAGAAAGCGGUGCAGUGGUUCAGGCCAAAUUUCCAUGAAGAGGGAGAGCAGGAAGAUGUCCGAUACCUCAGCUUUCACAAUUGAAUUCAGAAAUUCAACAUCGCAAGAGUGCACUUCAGCUUCUCUGUUCAUAAUAUCAACAGAUCUUUUUGGCCUGCUUUAAUUAUUGGGUGUAACAGGUAACAGAUUUUUUAUUAUUUUUCUUUUUGUAGGUAGAUGUUUCAAAUGGGCAUUUGAUGUCCAGUGACCACUGCAUAAUAAAUACAAAUACAAAUUCAUUGAGGAUGCAUUCCUCAUAAAAUGCAUGCCAGCCUUAUAUGCUUUCCUUUUAGUUAGUGUGCAGUCCAGGUUGAACGCAACCCUUCUAUAUCGAUGAGACGAGAGUUUUAACAUCUUUACGGAUGUAGUAUUCUACAUGGGGGUCAUGUACACAUGAGUUGUGAGUUUUGUCACUGAGUUGUGUUUUGCAGGCAUGGACUGUGAAGGGAUGUUUUCAGUUUGCAAUAACAAAAAUACCUUAUUGAGAAUUUAUGAAUCAAAUGAAGCUACGUUCAAAGGCAUUUAUGUGAGCCGUAUGAAGUUCUGUGCAUAUGAAGAUAAGGUCUACACGAAUGUAUGUUGUUUAUUUAUUGAAUAGUAGAAUGAACUGUAUGUUGACUAGAAUGCUGAAUGUUAUUAGGGAUUGUGGGUGUAAUGCUUUCUGUGGUUCACAGACAUGUACAUGUUAUAGUUCUCGGAUUGAAUCAAUCAUGUUUGCUUUCUGGAAGGAGCUGGCGGCUUGAUGACCUCAGAAAACACCAGGAAGAAAAAAACAACUUUGAAAGCAAUGCAGCACAUUUUGUGAGCGAAGAAUUAUCAGGUUCUAACUGACAUUUUAGAGAAGUUAGUGUCAUAAAUAUGUUGUUUAUAGGGUACUAAAUACAUGUUUGAAGUUUUAUACAAAAAUACUGUUUAAAGGUAUGACAAAUUGCUAAAUUUGAAAGUUGUAUCUGCUUGGGCUUUGGAAUCUUUGAAGCUCAAUAUCUCAAAACUCUCAGAACGCAGAUAGAACCUUCUAAUUCUCAGCUCACGAUUUAUGCUCCCAGGCUAAAUUCUUUUCACUUUAACAAAUAUAUCAGUUUAUAGAUGGGUUUCUUGUGAUGUGUGGACAUUGCGUCACAUGCAGGUCUGGUGCAGAAACCUUUGUCGGCUAUACUGGAAAUGUUUACACUGAGAGUGGCUACAUGAUAACCUUUAAGACGCCACUGCAUCUGUUUCCUGUAUGAAAAUGAGAACAUUUGUUACUUUAUUUUGUCUUAGUACAGCAGGAUAUGUGUUGUGAUCUGAUGAAUUGGACACUGCGUGAAAUGAAUAAGGAAAUGAUAAGCUAAGAAGUCAGAAACUGUGAGGCACCAAUAGCAUGUGAAUCUUUUCUUUAUUUCUCUUUAAGCACCAAUAUUUGAGAGGGUGAGUUAAGUUAUAACAGUUUGAGUAUUGUGAGAUGGCUGGCAUCGAUAUUUUGAGUCAAAGCCGGUCCCUCUUCUCUGCACAAGGGUGUUUUUGUGCCUACGGUUUAUUUGCUAACAUUGCAAAAACAAUUGAUGUUCCUAGGAGAUUAAUAGCAAAAGCACACCUCUUGUCUUGUAUAAUUCGAUGAGUGCUCUUUGUGGGCCUGGCAUACCCAGACACUCUCUACCUAUCCCAAGAAAGGGCCACUAGGGUCACCCAAACUUAUAAAUGUAUCAAAAUAACUCUCAAGACAAAAUAAUUAUUUUGAAACGUGAACUGUGCCAUAACAGAAAUUGGAGCAAUUCAGCCAUAAAAAACUUGAUGGUUAAAGUUGAUGUUUUGUUAUAUCAAAUUAAAAUAAAAUUAUGGCAGUGUAUGGAAGAUCACUGCAACUAAGCAAUUUUCAUAAUAAAAAUCUAGUAUCACGGUAUAUAUGCAUGCUGCCCUUAAAACCAUUAUGUGCACUGGUUUAUUGUACAUAAAUGAAAUAUCACUCAUCCCUAGUCUGGAUGAAGUAUUACACAACUGUGAAGUCUGCAAGUUUAGGAAGUUUACAGUAAUUUGGAACUAAUUUGAUUUCACUAUGUAUAUGAUAUAUGGGUAUACACUGUGUGGAGAUAUACCCUCUGGACCAGGGAAAAAAAACAGGCAUGUAACAGCAUCACUGGAACAUUUUGAGCACACUGCUUGCAGGAAGACGACCACUGUUUCUUUCGGAAAUUUGAACUACACCUUUCUCUGGUGGUUUACGUUUGAAAAGACGCCAUCGAUCUGCCGGUUUAUCACCUUAUCCGGCCAUUAAAUUUAUACUAAUUGUUUUGUCUCGAGUGACAGUAAUGAUGACCACUCUGGAAGUGGUUUAGCAGCAUUUGCGGCUUUGAAACAGGGUAUAUUUUUGAGCAGUUAUGCUCUUUGGCUUCCUCACUGCUUUUUGUGGUUAUGCUGCCUGAAUUUAUAUCUUUUUUGACCCAACAUGGUAUUUUAGAGUGUUUUCCGGCAGCCCAAGUGUCGGAUUGCAUAUUUAGCGAUAUUUUGUUGCUGACACUGCGUCAUUGUAGCGCUAAGCCAAAGAGCAACAUUCCAUAGUCUUCGCAACAGCCUUAACAUUAGCAUACAUGCUUCAGUUAUCCAUUUAAAGUCAGCAAUGGGGUGUAAUGGCUUGAGCGCGGGUUUUCAAACUGGGAUGUAGGAAACCAUUAUGGUGUUCUAGGGGUGGUUCUCAGCAAAAUGGGGAAAUUCUUUUAAAACAUUUUGUACGUAUUUCCAUAUUCCGUACAUUUUUACCCGGUAUAUAUGUACUUUCCUGUGUUGGCUAGAGAGUUUUGGUGGCCCAAAAUUAGAAUUUUAUUCUUUAUUUUUUUAUGCUUUAGCAUAAAUCACACCCACCAUUUAACUUGAAUUGUGUUUAUGCCAGCAGCCGGCUCUGCCUAUAUCAACCCCUGGUUUAGGAAACUGGGCCUCAGAGACAGAAUGUUAUACGACAGUGUCUCCUGCAGUGGCCCUGGUAAGGGAAAUGCAGUAACUAACCAACUAGCCAACGUCUCCAGCAAUAUAGCAACAUAAACAGAUGACCUGUUUUUAUGGACGAAGGCCUUUGCUGAGCAAAUGUUUAAUCUACUGCAAGUAAAACUAGUAUUGUAAACUGUUGUUUCCAAUAUUAAUUCAACGUGAUUUUUCUUUUUAAACCAGUGUUUUUGUUCUUGAAUUUAUUAGUAAAGAUUGGACCACCACCUAAGAGGAAAUGGACCCUACAUGGGAGCUGAGAUUUAUUUGUUGUCACCAGUGCUGUUAUACACUGUUUGUGUACAAAAACAAAAAUAAUUAUCUCAAUGCCCUCUUUCUGGCUGCACUGAUAGAGCACCACUGUGUCCUUUUGGUGUUGAAACUGUGUUCGCAUAGAUAAUGGUAACCAACCAUUAGUUAGCUUCUCAUUUCACCUGGGAAUGUGAUUGAGGUUAUCAAGACUGUAUGUUAUGAUUGCUGUAGACAACUAAAAUUAAAAUAUAAGAAAAAAAAGCUAUGUGAAAAAUGUAAAAUAUAUCAUGCAGUUUAUUCAGGAUAGACUUGUGGCUUUUUCACCUUAUGUGCACUUGUUAUGUUAAAUCCUUUCCUGUCAGAAGAGUCUGUAAAAUAAAAGAGUGAGAAUAAGCAGAACAAUAUAAGCAUUACACCUAGUGUUGGAAAAUCCUCCAUGGCAUAUGUAAAUGGGUGGAGGGAUUUAUGGAGGGAGAAUAUUCGGACAGCAGCUGGCCCCAGAACUGUUCAUCCGUAUGCUUGUUGCAUCAAGGCUAUGGUGUAGGAUGCUGCAGAGAUAAGCUUUUGGAAAAAAGUUUUUUUUUACUGCUGCUCAGCUACGGUUGUGCUUACGCUAUCCGAUUGGCUGUCACUCCAGUAAUACAACUGCUGCUGCUAACGUGUGAUGUCAUUCACUCCCUUUCCUUUAAUGUUCACAGUUCUGUUUCCUGCUUGUAAGUUAUGUUAAAGCUGUAGACAAAAAGAAGGAAAAAAAUGACACUGUUCAACACUGGAAGCCUGUCUGUCUGUUACUGUGACUGUUUGUGGUUCAGUCAAUACAUUGGCUGUAUGUUUUAAUGGUUGGUUACAUGUGACAUGUAACUAAUUUAAGUUCUUCCAGAGUUGGCUAUUUAUUUAUCUUAGUAUGAUUACUUUUUGUAUAUUUCCUGAAUGAAUUUAAUACAUAUGUUAUGCAUCAUGCAGAAAACAUUUGAUUUGCCAUUUUUAAUUUGUAAUAAAUUGAUUUGGUUAUUGACUAUUGAUUAUUGAUUGUGAAAAAAUGUGUAAUAUUCUUCGAUCAGUGUUAGAAAUGUAAAUCAAAAUGUGAAAAGUCACAAAGUGUACAUAUUAGCCAGAAAUGGUGGCAAAAUGUUGAUUACUUUUGCUCUGAACAAUAAAUAAAUUAAAGAAAAAUA
Messenger RNA from Conger conger (European conger), 10033 nucleotides. RefSeq names its product centrosomal protein of 170 kDa protein B-like. Gene Ontology annotation, molecular function: protein binding. NCBI's taxonomy places the organism in Eukaryota, Metazoa, Chordata, Actinopteri, Anguilliformes, Congridae. The record is from RefSeq and is a predicted model, not a curated record.